AUGCAAGCAAUUUCUAACUUCUAUCAGGAAGCAGAUACUGAAGAAACAAGUAGUGCUGUGGGCAACGAUGACAAUGUUGAAACUAUAGAGGCACAACCGCUGUGCCGUAGUGAAAGAAUAAGUAAUAAUAACAGCAAUAGUAAUGAUCAAAAUAAUAGGAUACCAUCUUCCCAACAGGAGGGGGCCCACAAUGAUCAUAAUAACAAUACAAACAAUUCUCAGGGUUUUCAGAGGGGCCGCAAUGGACAUUUCAACAAUUCCAAUAUGAACAGGAACCAAGGGCAGAGGAGGAAACACCAGAACUAA
This is a messenger RNA of Protopterus annectens (West African lungfish), 306 nucleotides long. RefSeq lists its product as uncharacterized. The coding region runs from base 1 to 306 and encodes 101 amino acids. The transcript has a single exon. The record is from RefSeq and is a predicted model, not a curated record. NCBI's taxonomy places the organism in Eukaryota, Metazoa, Chordata, Ceratodontiformes, Protopteridae.